AGUAGGCCUUGCAUGUAAUUCAACAAUCAAAUGCACAGAAUCAGAAAGGAAACGCUAGAUUUUAGACUAUUGUCAGCUAUCGUGUAUUAAAAUUAAAGUCACUUGGAUUCUAGACUAAUUUGCCCCCAUCAUAGGCAUUAGAUCUAGUCUGUAGUAGAUAGUUGUAAGAUGCCUGAAUAAAUGGGGUGCACAUACUCAGGACACAACAAAAAUCAAGAUGGUGUUCGGUCUUUCCGUGUCCACAAUGUGGAUGAUCAAGGUGUAGAGCUGAACAGAGGUACAAUAGAGAUCACAGAUAAGGAUCUUGUUCUUCGUCAGAAGGGGAAGGAGGCCAUUAGGUGGCCCUUGCAUGGUCUGCGGCGCUAUGGAUUUGAUGCUGAGCUUUUCUCAUUCGAAAGUGGUCGGAGAUGUGCUAUGGGGCCUGGUAUUUAUGCUUUCAAGUGUUCCCAUGCUGAAUCUCUGUUCAAUUUAGUGCAAGACACACUCCAGAAGGCAGGAGAGGAGGCACAGAGAAAUCAACAGCUCAGCCAUGGUCACAGCACUUCAAGUACAGGAUUGCAACAUACUAGUCAAACAAGGCUAACAUCUUCAAAUAUGCAAGGUGGAGAAUCUCAUGGCCAAACAGCUGAGAGAAUGUUUAUAUUUAACAGCACAAGACAGGAUGGAGAGGAUAUAGACAGUGAUAGAAACGGCAGCUCUCACUUGUAUGUGAAUGGCCUUGUGGUGGAGGAUACAGGACAUGAGUAUGUGAACACCGCCACUGGCAGGUCUACGAAUGGUGCUUAUCCCAUUGAUGAGACAGCGGCUCUGAUUGACUUUUUGCACAACCCACCUGGCAUUAGGAAAGGGGCUACUCGUUCACAGGUGAACUAUGCAGAGCUCUGCAUGCCUGAUGCCCAGCCUAGUGUCAACAGCAUGGAGAACCUGCUGGAUGAAAACGGAGUGGGUGCCGUGCACAAUGUGGAGCGCAGAACUGCUGGAAUAGAUGUAAACAGCAGGCUUUCUCGUCAGAGUUUAUCAGCUGGAGGUUUUAGCACAGACAGCAGCAUUCGAAUCUCUCUUCCCAAUGAUUUUAUAAGCGUGCCAUCCCAAGACUGCAUACUUCAAGCCUCUGAUUCAGAUGUCUUUUUGCCGGCCUCUUCCAAUUACGUCAACCUAUACGUGAAGGACACAGCAUCACCAGCUGCACCCGCAGUAUUUGAUGAGAUUCCGCUUCCACCCUCUAGUGAGGUUCACAUUGCAGCUCAAGCCUGGGGUCCUAAACCUGCUCCCACAAGAACAAGAUUAAACAGGCCAUUGGUCAAUUAUAUCAUGAUUGACCACAAAGCUCAAAGUAAUGACAACUUGCCAGGUAAUAAUUCUCCCACCUCUCCGACCAGCUGUGUUUCCCUGCCCGAGUCUCCCAGCAGGAAAACCGAGAGCUAUGCCAUGAUUGAUUUUGACCGCACCGCCGCUCUGUCCAACGCUACCAGGCCAAAAGAGGACGAUGAAGGGGUGCGGAAAACGCGCCACAAUAGCACAAUCAGCGACAUGCCUUAGAAUGUGGAGUUUUGUGUCCAAGUUAUGAAAAUACUGUUACUUUAAGUGGUGCUGAUCAAAAUAGGAUUCAUUGAACACGCGUUAUGUGUUUAACAUAGAGGUAGCCAAUGUUUUUAUUAUAACUGUACUCUGUGUGUGUGUGGUGAAAUCAUUAUAGAUGUGUGAUGAGUGUGUUGUCUGACAAGAGCCUUGUCGUUGUUGAACAUUCCAGCAAGUUGUCCAGCUGCUGCGCACCUCUGUUUCCUGUUCAUUCUUUUCAGCAUGAACAUUGAACUAUACCAAAACACUGUUUCCCCAAUUCGAAUGUUCACAUUCCUUGAAAACAGUCCUCCCAUCCCCACCCACCCCUGUUUUCCAGCUUUCUCUGAAACCUAUUUGCUUACCAAAUAACUUGAUUUAAAAAAAGAAAAUGCUUUAUAGUCCAAUUUUUCUCUUAUGUUGAAUGUCAUUAACUGAAAGUUGUGUGUUAUUUCUGGUUGCUUUAAGUAUUUCUUAGAAUAAGUUUUGUUGUAUGUUUGAAUAAUAGAUCUAGCAAUGACACAGUUAUGUCACUAAACAUAGUCAGGUUCAUGCAACAUUUCCUGACCAAACAAAGAAAAGACUGCAGUCAAUUUUUGUAUUCAUGAUAAAAAUUCUGCUUUUUUAAAAAUGUAUUUGUAUUACUUAAGAUGAUUUCAUUCUUAGUUGUUGUUGUUUUUUUAUUAAAUGAUGAGGCCAUUAGAACUAUAGUGCCAUGCACUAAUUAAUUAUUUAAGAACCUUUUCAUGGAUUACCUGGUCAUUGCCAGUUAAAUAAUGUGGGCAGUUUAAAUCAGAAUUUUUCUCACCUGCUUGCUCUAUGGGUUUAGAUUUGUAAAAAUAUUAUUUGGUUCAUAAUCCUAGCACUGAUGUACAUUAUUUUUGCUUUCUUAUUCGGAGUUACGGUCUUGGGAAUUUCAUGUCAUAAAAUAAAGAAUUUAAUGAUUGCUUUCACUUCAAAUUAAACUUGUAUCCUGAGACAAGUUGGGACUAAAUUUCACCUUGUUUCUGAAACAAAUUCUACCUUCAUAUUCUCUGCUAUGAAAGACGUUUCAAGUUUUAUGCUGGAGAAAAGAAAAACAAGUACUUGGUAGUUGCUACAUUUCGAUCAAAUAAAAUACUGUUUGAAGAAAUGAGAUGAAGUGACAUGAGGUAAUGCAGUUGUUGAACAGUUGGGUCAAGAAACUUGUAUUUUUGUAUUUCAAUGACUAUUUUAUUUUGCUUUUAGAAUGUUGAUCUGGUAGAAUGUUUUCUGUGCUGUCUUUAGGGUUAGGGUAAACACAACUCUGCCUGAGACGGGUGUUGAACCUUGAGCUCCCUUCAUAGAUAGCCAAGUCAAGUUUGAGCGUACUUAGCCUCUCAACCACGCUUCCCACUUAAGACUUCCAAUUAAUUUUUUUUUUUGUAAAGGUUUUAAUUAUACCAUAUGGUCAAAUAUUUAUAAAACAUAAGUUUUAUCUAAUCUUGAUCAUACGAUAUUUCUUAGAUUUUACAGUGGCUGGGAUUUUAUUAUUAAUUUCACUAUCCAGAAUUAAAAUCACUUUUGAUCUUAUAAAACAAUAAAUAAUAGGACAUGAAUUAUUUCCCUUUAAUUUUAUACCAAAAUAACAUAUUUUUAUAACAAACAAAAAGUUCUUGAAGUUUUAUCUUGAUGAUUGGUUCAAGUCAAUAAUUCAUUUAGAAUGCUGAAAAUAAUUCUGGAGAGAGUGUUUUGUGCUUCAAGAAAGAGUGAACUUUGGAGGAUGAUGUCAUAAAUGGAAGUUAUUUUUUACAGUGUUUAUAUACAAGUUAAAUUUGAUGUAUUUAUGUUCAUGUAUCUUUUUAUGUAGUUAGGUCAGUUUUUUAUGUAUUAACCCUUAAAACGCCUGUGGUAGUUUAGUCUCUAAACAUCAAAAUUGUAAUUCUAUUUUGUAUGUACUCAAUGUAAAACAGCACAGCGCUUUAAGGGUUAAGUCAUAUUUUUUUUAUUUCACUUGUAAUUAGGCCAGUUAACUUGUUAACAUUGUUGUUGAUAAAUGUCUUUUUAAGUGUGAGUAAAUUGAAAGGGGUAGGGUCUUUUUUAUGUACACCAUCCACCAAACCAUUGCUAUUGUUUAAUGUCAAACAACAGCUGCCUGUGUUCAAAUGUUAUGCUGUGUGGCAGAAACCUUUAACACCACACAUUCAACUGCAUGUACAAUACAAUCAUACCCCAUAAAAGUAAAGUUUCUCUGUCAGACCUUGUGGUCUAUAGGGCAGAUGAUGCAAAGGUCAUCUGUUUCUGUGUCCUACGGUUAACAAGGGUGGCCAGCACAACCACCAACCGCCUUUACUUUUUCCCCAACUAAUGUCAGGUACCCUUUAGAGCUGGGUGGACUCAGAGGCACCCAAAGAUCCCAAAAUAAAAAAAUCCCAGUUUUUUUUCCAGAAUUAAAACCCAGGACCCCCGGCUCGGAAGCCAAAAACUUUACAGCUCAGCCACUGCGCCUUCCUACUAAUGGGUCACUGGUAGAUCUAUAUUAACUCUUUCAGUGCAAAUUAUUUUGAAAUAAUUAUUUAGAUUUAAAAAAUGGAGUUUUUAAACAUGUUGGUCCUGCAUCCAAUUUACUACCAGAAAAAAACAAAGAACAAUCACUCUCACAUUUGAAAAAUCAAAACAAAAAAAAGAGAAAAGUAAUAUUAAAAAGAUAGUGAAAUAAAUAUUAUGUACCAAGUUACUCCUUGAGAGAGUAAUGCCUCAUGGAAAGAGUUAGAAGGAAAGAAAUUGUUAUCUACAAUAGGUAGCCUGCCCUGUCAAGUGAACCCACAUUGAAAGCAGCUGUUACAUUGUUGAUUGAAAAACAUACUCCAACAGACUUGUCCUAAUCAAAAUGCAUUUAUUAUUCAAUUUACAUUUUAUAAAUAUAUACAAAUCAGAAGACAAAAAAAAAAAAGAGCUUAAUCGGCUUUUUCUCCGACCAACAAAUCUUGACUGUGUGUAUGUUUUAUAAAUUGUUAUAUUUCCAUUUACUGCAGUUGUUUAAAAAAAUUUUUUUUUUUCUAUUCAGUAUUAUAUUUGGAAUACUUGUCUUCAGUUAUUUCAAGUCAUUCUUCAUGGAGAAAUUAUUUGUUGAAAUUGUGACGCAACUCACUGCCUACAUGAACUUGGUUUCUAUGGAGAUAUUAACUUGUGUCGUUUUGUUUAGGCAUGUGAUGGGCAAUCAUCUGUGAAGUUUGACCAUUUUGUGUGUGUGUGUAAAGUUUCCUUUAUAUUUUAUAAAGACCAUGACAUGAUCAGAUGCUUAUUAUUAUGUGUUUAACAGGAACAUCUGUACUUUCCAAUUGUAACUACAACUAUGGCAAGAAAUGAUAUUGAAUUCAUUUUAAUUUCUUUUUCUAUUUUUGCUCCAAGGUGCUUACAGGCUCUAACAUAGACUUGCCAACUAACUUUUACACUAUGCUUUGUUGUGUCUGUCUCUCUAGCAGAUUUGCAAGUUACGAUUGGCACAGCCGUAAUUUGUGAUAAAUUACACACACUAUAUCUGACAAGCUGACAUUUUGUGACAUGAACACAGCGUGUUUAACACUGCCGUUGGCCAUCUCUGGACUAAUACUUGUUGACUUAUUAUUUUGUAGUGUGGGUUUGUUCACAGCUCAUGACACUAGCAACCUGUGAGGCUGAAUUUCACCUGAAAAUGCACAAAGUUACACAUCACUGAUGUGUUGUUUUGCUCACUUGCGACUCUGAAGGGUGUUGUGAUAUGAAUGACAUUAGUGAACACUCUGGUGUGUCCGCCAACUAAAGUUAGGAAGAAAGAUCCUACUGUGUAUGUUUUUAUAUUUUGUCAACUGAGAAGAUCUGGUUGAGAUGUGCAAUACAUUUUCCAGUCAUUAUUGUUUUUUUUUUCUUUCUUUUUACUUUGCUUUCCAUCAAGUUGAUUACUUGUGGUUGAUUUUUUGGAGUUUGAUUCCUUGCCCACCAAGAUUUGAUGCUUACAUUGGUGUUGUAAAUGAAACAUACUGCUGCUGGUUAAUCUGAACUAUUCUCUUCACAUUGUCAAAGAACAAGACUAAAAGAUCUGAAAGGAAGUGACAAACAGCCUGACCAGUUUACUUGCACUACAGGGAAUUUGGUUUGGAAAGGGGGGGGAGGGGUGUGAGGGAGCAACAAGUAUUCUGACUGAGCAUGUGGAUCAAUGAUGUAUUAUUUUCUUUAUGAGAACAUUUUUACAAAAGUGGCUGAUGAAAAGCUUUUGUUUGUUUUUUUUGAAUACUUUGUAAAUAACAGCUUUUUUUUUUUUAUUUUGUUGAUUUUAGGCUGUUUAAUGUUGACACCAUUUCAAGUACUACUGUUGUGAAUGCUUUUUUAGUUGUAACAUCUUGGUUCCUGUCUUUGAUAGGAACAAAGACUGCUGGCUUUUGUUAUUGUUUUUUUAAAUAGUUGUUUUAGUCAUAUUUACAGUUUGUUGUUUUUUAUAUAUACAUUUGAACUUUACCCCAAACUUUUAACCCUGAAUUCUGCCAAAGUUAAAAAUAAUUUUGUAUUGGUUACCUAAACAUGAGCCAAUGUACGUUUGGUGCAGUGCUUCUCAAACUUUUACAAUCCCUAAACUAGAAAAUUAACACUCACACCCCAACUAGAGGGCUUAGAGCAGUGCAAAGCCUUAGCACCAUGCUUUCCUGUAUACAGUUUUAGAAAUGCUUGUCCUGAUUUCUAUAGUGCAAUUUCUUCUUAUAUGUAGCAAUCCUGUUUUGUUCACCCAUAAGAAGGCAUCACCAGAGAGAGGAUACAGUGAGAAAGAUUUACUAUGAUGAGAAAGAGAGGUAGAAUCCCAUGGGUAGAGGCUUAUUAAAAUGUGUAAUUAUUUUUUUUCAUUGAUCUUGUUGCAUGUUCUAAUAAUAAUUAUUUAUUUAUAAAGCGCUGUUAACAAACAAAAUGUAGGCUCAAGGCGCUGUAAUAACAUUACAAACACAAACACGACAACUAAAAUGACAAACUAAUCUAAAAAAGUUUUAAACAGAUAGGUCUAAUGUUCUUCUUAAAAGUGGUAUACCAUGUUGUCUGUCUGAGAUCAAUGGGUAUUGAGUUCCAAACCUUUGGUCCGUGCACUGAAAAAGCCAGCAGACCGUAGCUUUUGAGAAAAUUAUAUAAAAAGAUGAUAUUGUGUUUUUAAAUUAAAAUUAUUUGUUAAAUUUUUUUUAAAAUUUCAUUUUAAGUGAUCACUACAGACACUACAGACUUUUAUUGUUUCUUUAUUGUGGGCACUAGUUUAGGGUAAUGGUUAGAUUCAGGAAUUGAUUUAGUCAAAUCCAAGCAUAUGCCAGAAGAUGAUUAGUUGUGACUUUUAUAAAUCUAUACAAGUCCCUUGAUUUCCAUCUGGUUGUGGUAAUGAUUUUAUUUCUUUGAUUUAUUUUCUUUGUAACUGUUUUAUUUUAUUUGAAAUUAAAAUGUGCCUUUAUUGUAGUGUAUUGUUAAGUAUUUCAGUUGGUCUAUAUAUAAUUUAAUGGCUUUAAUUUCUAUGUACCAAAAUUUGAUUUUACCAUGCUUGCAAGCUGUAUGUGGAAACUGAUCGUUUUUAAAUUGACCUCGUGUGUACCUCAUCUGCUUCAUAUUUCAAAGGUCAAUGUUACGAUCAAAUAUUUUUUUUUUGUUGUCAUUGGACAUUGUUGUGUAUAUUUAUUUUGUUUUGUUUCCAAGAUCUGGUCAGUAUGCAGUGACUCCCUUGUUACUUCACUGUGCAGUUAUUUAUUUCUAAUUUUUCUAGACUUCUAGCAGUCCUACUACGAUUUGUUUUUGAUAUGGUGCGCUACAAGCGUUGAUUGCAUUUAUACUGGGCUGUAUUGAAUCUGUACUCAUGGUCAUAAUGUUACAUUGGGAAGUCAAUUCUGUGUUUAUAUAGCAAGUAAUAGUUUUUUUGUUUUUGAUUUCAGGAAUCUUAAUUGUAAUUGUUUCAUGUCAUGUGACUUUCUAUUCAAACUAACCAUGUGAGUGGAGAAAACAAUAAACACAUUUUGCUGGAAAAUUGUUUCUAUGAAUAAAUGCUUUGUUUUCUUUACAUGACACAAUGAAAAAAAAACUCACUGGAAAUAACAGACAUAGUUAAAUUUG
Biomphalaria glabrata is the source of this 7623-nucleotide messenger RNA. RefSeq names its product fibroblast growth factor receptor substrate 2-like. The coding region runs from base 181 to 1539 and encodes 452 amino acids. Gene Ontology annotation, biological process: cell surface receptor protein tyrosine kinase signaling pathway. Lineage: Eukaryota; Metazoa; Mollusca; Gastropoda; Planorbidae. The record is from RefSeq and is a predicted model, not a curated record. The transcript has 7 exons. Gene Ontology annotation, cellular component: cytoplasm.